Messenger RNA from Ooceraea biroi (clonal raider ant), 753 nucleotides. It is a transcript of the gene ND-PDSW, whose product is annotated as NADH dehydrogenase (ubiquinone) PDSW subunit. NCBI's taxonomy places the organism in Eukaryota, Metazoa, Arthropoda, Insecta, Hymenoptera, Formicidae. Gene Ontology annotation, cellular component: respiratory chain complex I. The record is from RefSeq and is a predicted model, not a curated record.
AAAGCCGUACUGCCGUGCAGUGUCGUGCACUCGUGCACAAAAUUGUGUGAUAAGUUGCACGAACCCGAAUUUACAAUUAUUUAAAAGAAAUAUUAGUUAUUAAUUAAAUUUGCUUCGUUCUGAAACGAUGGCAGACCAAAAUAUUUUAACUAGAAUGGUAAACGCUAUAUAUUACAUGAUUGACACGCCAGUCACUUAUGUUCGAGAAAAAUUCGUGGAGCCGAAUCAAAAGAAAUAUCCAUGGUACCAUCAACAGUUCCGUCGUGUACCCACGAUCGACGAAUGUUAUACCGAUGAUGUAGUUUGUUAUGUCGAGGCAAAUUCUCAAUUCUGUCGUGAUAAAUUGGUGGACGAUGAAAUUGUAUACAUUUUGAGAAGUCGUUUUGAACAAUGUGCUUUCUAUCACGGCGAGGACAAACAUGUGUGUGAUGAUUUAAGAAACAUUUAUGAGGAAGCGGCUACAAAUUGGUUUAUAAAAUAUGGUGAUAUGGGAGUAGUUAUAAAUGUGAAACACGCAUACAUGAAGCAGAAACAUCGUAUGAUCUGGGAGCGCCGUCACGGCCCAGUUGGUAGUGGCAUGAAGACCAAAGCAACCAAGGCAAUAUAACAAUUGACACUGAUAUCGUAGAUGGUUAUUUAAUGGUAAACACAUUUGCAAGUUACAGGUGCAAAAUGUAGGUUUGCAUUAAUGUACAGAUUAUAUUAUGAAUGAAAAGAUAUUAAGAACUUGGAAUAAAAAAAAUAAUUUAUCAC